CCCUCCCUCCCUCCCUCCUCCAACUGAUUCUCAUCCUUCUAUAAUUCUCUCACCACCAACUCCCCUCCUCUCAAUUCUUUCUGCACUCCAACAGACCAAGUCCUUGCCGCCAUUAAAGGGCACUCGGCCAUUGAGCAGUCAAGUCCUUAGCCAUUGCAGAAGAUUGCCAUAAGCCAAGAUGUUCAAGGUUCACGUUAUCUCCAGAGAGACCAUCACGCCAUCCUCUCCAACUCCCCAUCCUAACCGUACAUUCCAUCUCUCAAUGCUAGAUCAGAUCGCUCCUUCGCUAUACGUCCCUUUCGUUCUCUUCUACUCUGGAAACGCUCAUAGCAAUACUGAAUGCUCCGACGUCUUUCGCCGGCUGAAGAAAUCUCUUUCGGAAACCUUGACUCUCUUCUACCCGUUCGCCGGGAGGAUCAGGGAAGAAGAUCAGGCGGUUGAUUGUAAUGAUGAGGGCAUCGAAUUUUUCGAAGCCCAAAUCAACGGUCGGCUCUUCGAGUUUCUCCAGCAACCAGACGUGGAUGCACUGAACCAGUUCCUCCCUUGUGGCUACGAUUUUGAUAGACCCACAAAGGAGAUCCUCUUAGCUAUCCAAGUAACUAUUUUCGAAUGCGGAGCAAUAGUGAUCGGUGUGUGGUAUUCUCACAGGAUAGCUGAUGGAACCACGCUGGCCACAUUUUUAGACAGAUGGUGCUCGAUAACACGUGGAGCUAAUGAAAUUGUAGCCCCCACUUUCGACUCGACGACACUCUUCCCACCGAGAGAAGGGGUAGAUUUUACAUUGAGCUCCAUGUUUCCCAGAGAAAAAGCGAAUGUUCUGACCAAGAGGUUUCUAUUCAAUAGGCAGAACAUAGCCAAACUUAGAGCUAGAGCCUCGGAGGACUUGCGGCCCACCCGAGUUGAAGCAGUGACAGCUCUCAUCUGGCGGAGUAUCAUGAGGGCUCAACGUAAGCCCGGGACGGUAAGGGCUUCUGUAGCAAUGCUUCCUGUCAGUUUGCGAAGCAGGAUGGUCCCGCCCUUGCCUGAUCAUUCGUUCGGAAAUCUUUGCGUCGAUGCAGUUUCGUCAUGGGUGUCAGAUGGUGAGUGCAAUGAGGACUUGCAGCUUUGCUUAGAGAGGCUGCUGAGGUAUUCGAUAAGAAAAAUCGACAGUGAGUACGUAGCUGAAUUGCGAGGACGGGACGGGCUGAUAAAGGCGUUUGAAUUGCUGACAGAGGUAUUUGAGAAAUACUCAGAAUAUAGCAUCGACAUUUGCUUGUUUAGCAGUCACUGUAGGUUACCGUACUAUGAAGCGGAUUUUGGUUGGGGAAGGCCGAUCUGGAUCAGCAGUGCGAAUAUUCCUUUUAAGAAUCUCACCAUCUUGAUGGGAACGAGAUCAGGCGACGGAAUCGAAGCUUGGGUGAGCUUGGAGGAAAAAGAAAUGGCUAGAUUUGAGCAAGAUGAAGAACUACUUUCCUUUACUUCUCCUCCUGACAUUUCAUUGAUUUGAAGUUAGCUGAGAAGAAAAGAGAAUGCUCCGGUGCGGCUAGUUUCAUCGUUUGCUUCAACAGUCCAAUUUCUAAUCGAUGAUUUGAACUGUCUAAUAAAU
Messenger RNA from Magnolia sinica, 1585 nucleotides. Its product is annotated as stemmadenine O-acetyltransferase-like. The record is from RefSeq and is a predicted model, not a curated record. The transcript has 2 exons. Lineage: Eukaryota; Viridiplantae; Streptophyta; Magnoliopsida; Magnoliales; Magnoliaceae. The coding region runs from base 179 to 1486 and encodes 435 amino acids.